UGUUACCUUCAUAGUGAAUUAUUUGUCGCGCAUCGCGAUGGACGGGUGUUUCAGUCCGAGGGAUUUACAAGCGUUGCAGAAUUUAAUUUGCCCAUCCAAGGAUGAUUCCGACGUCGAGGACGAUUUACCGCAAGCGGGCGCGAGAAAGUUAGGACCGGGCGAUAUUGGCGUCCCGAACGAUCCUUCACAGGAUCUUGCAGCGACAGGACCACAUGCGCCGCUUAAAGGUGCCGGCGAUGAUAUUUGGCAUCCUUCGGAAGCGCAUGAUACUCGAAACACGCAGGAUUAUGACCCGAGACAGGUGCCCGAAUACGAGAUGAAAUUCAAACAAGCAGUGACGGCGGAGGAUGUUUAUCUGGGAAUGAGCUUUAAAACGCCAAGUACGGCAUCCUGCGAAUGGCUGACGGUGCUGGUAAAAUUGCCUCAGGAAACGCGGGAAAAUGUGGAGCUCUCCGUAGAAUCCGAAGCGAUCGACGUGCGCAGCUCAAGGUGAGACGGAAGAUUUAUCGUUGUAAGUCGCGUGAUAGAAAGAGAGCGAAACUCUCGUACGUCGCGUUGGAGUCCGAUCUGGCGUGACUUCGACAGGC
Molecule: messenger RNA, 587 nt
Organism: Camponotus floridanus (Florida carpenter ant)
Lineage: Eukaryota; Metazoa; Arthropoda; Insecta; Hymenoptera; Formicidae
Gene: Dnaaf6
Product: protein PIH1D3
Exons: 3
Coding region: 38-493 (151 amino acids)
Biological process (GO): axonemal dynein complex assembly
Cellular component (GO): cytoplasm
Molecular function (GO): protein-folding chaperone binding; dynein intermediate chain binding
Source: RefSeq, a predicted model, not a curated record